Messenger RNA from Penicillium daleae, 1467 nucleotides. RefSeq lists its product as uncharacterized. Gene Ontology annotation, molecular function: RNA polymerase II cis-regulatory region sequence-specific DNA binding; DNA-binding transcription factor activity, RNA polymerase II-specific; zinc ion binding. Gene Ontology annotation, biological process: DNA-templated transcription; regulation of transcription by RNA polymerase II. Lineage: Eukaryota; Fungi; Ascomycota; Eurotiomycetes; Eurotiales; Aspergillaceae. Gene Ontology annotation, cellular component: chromatin. The record is from RefSeq and is a predicted model, not a curated record. The transcript has 3 exons. The coding region runs from base 1 to 1467 and encodes 488 amino acids.
AUGACAAAUUCAGGGGCACCAUUUUCAUUUCUUCGGCACUUUGCCAGCCCAUCGGUUCACAAAGAUAGGCUUGCAAUCGGAGAGACCGCAAAAUACUCCAUUCGCAGAAACCUCGAUAGUCUGUAUUCGCAACUUGAAGAUGCACUGGUGCCUGCAGAUCCGCUGGCGGCGUUUGCAGAGAAUCUUCCGAUGCCCGAAUUCUCCACACAACCUGCGUCAUCCACAGACUACCUUCUCUUUGAAUACCCGUCUGAAGUUCUAUUUCCAUCGAAGCUGUCCAAUCAACUCACUCAGUUGAUAACUGAGCUGGCCGAAACAUCAAAAUCAAUGAUUAACGAACCAGAUAAUUUCCAGCAACCACUCGACAUCAUGGAGUUGACUGCGAUGCUGAGCGUAUCUAAUAUUUCAGCUUUCAUAUCGGCUUUCUUCCAGUCUCUGCACUGGCACUUGCCGAUCGUUCAUUUCCCAACAUUUGACCCCGGCAAUAUUUCGAAUCCACUGCUGCUGGCUAUUUCGUUGGCUGGUGCUGCGUAUAGCCUCCCUAUGGACAAUACGAAUUUCUCCCCGUGGAUUUUUGACGUGGGAGAGGAGUACAUAUUCCGGAAAAUUGCGAAUUCGUCGACUUUAUCCUCUCCGAAAGAUCUUACACAUCUAAUGCCUACCGUGCAGUUGAUACAAAGCGCUCUUAUCAUGGAGAUGCUUCAAUUUGGACGAGAUGAUAUGCAAACCAGACGUCGCAUUCGUAUCAUCCGACACCCCUGCUUGGUCUCGGCGAUAAGAUCCUUUGGAAUUCUUAAAUUGAAGCGAAGCACGGCUCCAAAGAUCUGUGACGACCGGACAUGGCGAAUGUUGGUGGCGGAGGAGAUGUGCAUCAGAAUUGCAUGUUGGGUCUUCCUGGCUGAUGGUUUUCUCACUGUAUGUUUCAAAAAUCAUCCAUCAUUAUCGGUUUUUGAGAUGGACUGUCAUUUCGCCUGGAGGGCUGAGCUAUGGGAAGCUGAGGGCGCCUCGUCUUUCAGUGCGAUUGCCGCGUCCCAUUCAAGAGACACGCCUCUCCCUCCUCUGUGUGAGGUGGUGGAACAAUUACUUGAAACUCCCGAAGACGCCGGCCCAAUACCCUGGAGUUCAUCUCUAUCUCCCGAAGAUCUUCUAAUUCUCAUAUACGCUAUAAACUCCCUCGCAUUUCAGGCCAGGUCGGGUCUACUCAAAUAUCUCUCACUGGAAACGAUCAGUCGAGCUUCCAAUAAUUGGAAACGAAUUUGGGAUUCGGCCGUUGGUUCAUUGGAAAAAGAACAAUUAUUACACCUCGGCUACCCUAAACAUGCCGAAGAACUUUGGUGGCUUUUGAAUGCUACGCUGGAAGUUGCCAACAAGCAUGACAAGAACUUUCCAUAUCUUGACAACACCGCGACUGAUGAGCUAGGGAGCUUGAAUGAGUUCCUACAGUGGUGUUAUCGGAGCGCCCCGUGA